Messenger RNA from Ectocarpus sp. CCAP 1310/34, 2848 nucleotides. The record is from the annotation of a GenBank genome assembly. Lineage: Eukaryota; Phaeophyceae; Ectocarpales; Ectocarpaceae.
UGUGCCUUCCGAUGUCAUUGUGGACACGCGUGCCUCGUUGCCCCACUCACCACCGGCGCGUACUUUGCCACCCCACGCGAACGCUUGUAUCACACAUCACUCAUCGUCCCGGCACUCCUCCCCGCGAAGAACUCACAGCAGCAGCAACGGCCCACUGCCUAAUGGCUCCUUCGUCUCGUCAAACUCUCGCCGGCGCAAGCCUCGUGGCUCUUGGCGCCGGCGCUCUGCUCUGCGCCCGCGCUUACGGCAGUGGCAGCACCACCGCCGGCAGAAGGUCUAGGGGCUCGUCGUCGGCAGCAGGCGCGGAAGGUAGCGUGUCAUCCUCUCCUGGAAGAAAGACAGCAGAAGUGAAGGAAACGUCGGAGAAGACGCAGCCGGCAGGCGACGGGCCAACUGCUCCCAAACAGCCCUGCGGGGGGUGUGACUGCGGCUUGAUGGAGCCAGGACCGAUCGAGGGCACGAUGCACGCGUACGAGAGGCACAUCAUCAUCUGCAGUGGACACCAGAAUUGGCCGAAGGUGGUCGAGGCCGAAGAGUCGUCGUUGGCCGAGUCGCUCUUCAACAUGUGCCUAGGCGCAGGCCUGAUCUUCACCAAGAAGGUCGCCUUGGCGGCGAAGAAGGCGGGGGCGCCGAAGACCCGCCAGGUCAAGAUCUCGGCUUGCUCGGAGCCGUCGCGCGGCCGUGAGGGCACCACUGACGUCAUCGUUUACCCGGAGGGGCUAAUCUAUUCCCUCUCCCGAGACGACACGAGCUCCUUAGAGGAGUUCCUCAACGUCCAGCUCAUCAACGGGGAAGUGGCGACGCAGCUCAAGCCCGUCCCCGUGUCGUAUGAGAAGAUGGUGCUGGUGUGCACCCACAUGUCUCGGGACAAGCGGUGCGGGCGCGCAGGCCCCCAGGUGAUCGGUGAGAUGGAGAAAGCGCUACAAGCAAGGGGGAUCGGCCCCGACGAGAUCGCCGUGCGAGGAAGCUCCCACUUCGGAGGGCACAAGUACGCGGGAGUGCUGAUCAUCUACCCCCAGGGAGACUGGUUCGGGUUGGUAUCCAAGAAAAACGCCCCGACAAUUGUCGACAAGUGCGUCCUAGGCACCGAGGGCAUGAAGGCCAACUGGAGGGGAAACAUGGCCAACCCGGGCACGAAGAAGGAACCGGCCACCAAGCCGGAGCCGGCCACCGCCGCCGCCGCCGCUGCCGGACCCACGCCCGCGCAAGAACCGAAGUCGUCGGAGUCGGCGGCCAUUAACGGGGGCGGGCCGACGGCGAAACCCCGGCGCGAAAGCAUUGAUGGCGCGUAAUAUCACGCCUGUGUUUGGUCACGGAAAGUUGUUUUCGGUGGUUGAAAUCGGGUCUAAAUGCUUACCGGGAAAAAAAUAUUUGGAAAUACACGGCCCCAGCGUGCGCUCUUGUGCCCCCCUCUUUCCGUUCUUGUACUGCGUUUUCAGGAUACGUUUAUUAGAGGAGGGGUCGGUGUACACUGUUUUGAUGGCUCGAGGUUUCGCCUCGCGAAGCAGUCAACAAGUUGGUGUGAGGCUUAGCGUUAGGACUUGGUUCGUUUUUUUCUGCUGGGGCGCAUGAGCGCGAUUGUUGUAGCUCGUGUGCUGUGGGUGUUGUGUGUGCAUGGGUCACUCAUGGGCGGCACCGUAGGAGGGUUGGGUGGACCUGUGACGAUACCGCUUGAGGUACUCUCGCUCAAGGACCACUGCUGUGAGGCUAGAAAUGUUUAUUCUGGUGUGUUGGCUGAGUGUGCGGCAGCGUGGAGACGCGUACGUGUGGGUGAUUUCCGCUGUUCCUGCCUGGCGGAUUUUGUAGAAAAUUCGAUGCAGGGGGCCACGGAUGGAGCAAAUAGACCCUGAACGGGCUGUUGCGUUUGAUAGGUUGACGUCUUUUGGGGUGAACCUUCACGGGUAAGUGUCGUAAUUGCCUCGACUGUGAUUGGUUUGUGUGCAUGUUGGCCUACAUCGUUCUGUUUUCUUUUUAGUGUUGUAGACUGUCACGCGUUAGUGUAACUCGAUUUUGUAAUGUCUUUCGCCCACUUUGGAUCCUUUUUAAUCGCGAACAAGGGCCGUUGAUCGCAAAACUGUUGCGAAAGUAUCGAACGCGCACGUUUCAUGUAACGGUUCAACGGACCCUUUUUUCAUGUAAUUGUUGCUUGUGUCAGUGAAGUUGUUUUUGUCCGUGUUAGCGUUUCGACACUCGGCUGUUGAGGGCGACGGAGUGUGUAAGGGUAGACACUGCACGGGUGGCGACUUUCGGGCUUGAGUCCUUGGAGUCGGUCUAGUAGUGCAGUACUUUGCCGGCGGGGUUGGCGUUGCCUGCACGUGUGGGAAAUCUACUAGCUGUCCUGUUGCUCGAAAGAUUUGGUGGGGGAUCGGCGUAGCAACCGAUGUAGGGUUAUUUGUUCUUUACUCACGAAGGGUCGGGGCGUCCAUGAUGCUUCAUCGUUUAGAGCCGUUGUUGUUCGUAACGUCGUGUGGUUUGCUAUUGUGAAGUGUUGUGGCUCUGGCUCUGCUCCAGUGUGUUUUUGGUGUGCUUGUCCGGUGUGUCUAGCGAACAAAUGAUGUCAAACUGAGAUAAUGGCAGCCGAUGAUCGUUCGUCUUUGUUAUCAUCCAGCCAUCGUCGAGGUCGAUGUGCACGCACGCAUGUGUUUAACCCAGGGGCCACCGGCGUAGGCAUGUUGUCUUUUUCGGGCUUAAGCUUGCCUCUGUCGCGUGGUGUUCGGUGCGGUUGGGGCACGUGGUGUGGCAAACACUGGAACUCUUGCGGCCGAGAGGAGCCGGGAACAUCCAACAGGUUGCCAUGUAAAAAUACGGGUUCUGCGUUCUAUAAACAGUUUACAAUCGCGACAAAGUC